Capsella rubella is the source of this 2227-nucleotide messenger RNA. RefSeq names its product polycomb group protein FERTILIZATION-INDEPENDENT SEED 2. The record is from RefSeq and is a predicted model, not a curated record. Lineage: Eukaryota; Viridiplantae; Streptophyta; Magnoliopsida; Brassicales; Brassicaceae. Gene Ontology annotation, molecular function: chromatin DNA binding. The transcript has 14 exons. Bases 133 to 2127 code for a protein of 664 amino acids. Gene Ontology annotation, cellular component: nucleus.
CACGCCGCACAGCACCAAAAGCGAAGUUCUUAGCUAUUGAAAGGAAAACCAGAAAGUGUGAUAGAGACAUCCACAUAAAUUGUUCUUCACUUCGCUGCGCUAACAAGAAACUCGUAGAUUAAUCAAAGCAAGAUGGCUAGCAAGUCCUUACCGGAGAAGGAAGUGGUAGUGGUCUCUGACGAUGACGACAAUGAUGAUACAAAUAUCAUUAAGUACAUCAAACCUGUUUCAGUAUACAAACAACUUGAAGCUCGCUCAAAGAACAACCCAUAUUUUCGUCGAAGGUGUUUGAACUACAUAAUCAAAGCGAAGAAAAAAAAGAAGUCAAAUUCAAGAGUGACAAUAAGAUUCAACUAUAGGGAUGUGGGAAACAAGAAAACACUAAAAGCUGAAGAUGUGGAAAAAUUUUCUUGCCCAUUUUGCAUGAUGCCAUGUGGAGGCCACGAGGGCUUGCGAGAUCAUUUGGAGUCAUCACAUGACGCCUUUAACUAUGACUUUUAUGGGGCAGCGGAAGAUCAUGGUCCCGAAGUUGAUGUUUAUCUGAAAAGGGAGACAUUAAAAUUUGGGGUACUAAAAUAUGAUGUGGGAUAUCCUCAGUUGAAACCUUUUAUGUUUCGACGUAGGAGAAGAAGACAAAGAGGUCUCGUGAAGCGACUUAAUGCACGCUUUUUGGAGUUGGAGACAGACGAGUUACCUCGUGGCACAGAAAAUGAACUUGCUAAUGUGAACGAGGACAAUGUCUCAUCACCACCAAGAGCUCACUCUCCGGAGAAGACUAGCGACGUUUUAACUACAUCUCAACCAGUAAUAGCUGAGCCUUCUGAACCUGUGGUGCCUCCUGAUAGUGGGAGAAAAGAGUUAUUUGAGGAGUCUUCCGAGAAGACUAGCGACAUUUUAACUACGACUCAGCCAACAAUAGCUGAGUCUUCUGAACCUGUGGUGCCUCAGGUUAGUGGGAGACAAAACUCAACUGCUGAGCCUUCUGAAGCUGUGGUGCCUCGUGUUAGUGGGAGAAAAAAGUCAACUGCUGAGUCUUCUGAACCUGUGGUGCCUCGGCCUCGUGUUAGUGGGGGAAAAAAGUCAACUGUUAAGUCUUCUGAACCUGUGGUGCGUCGUGUUAGUGCGAGAAAAAAAUCAAUAGACGAGUCUUCUGAACCUUUGGUGACUCCUGUUAGUGAAAGAAGAAACUUAUUUGCUGAGUCUUCUGAACCUGUGGUGCCUCAUGUUAGAGGAAGAAAGAAGUCAUCUGCUGAGUCUUCUGAACCUGUAGUGCCUCAGGUUAGAGGAAGAAAGAAGUCAUCUGCUGAGUCUUCUGAACCUGUAGUGCCUCAUGUUAGAGGAAGAAAGAAGUCAUCUGCUGAAUCUUCUGAACCUAUGGUGCCUCCUGUAAGUGGGAGAAAGAACUUAGUUGAUGAGUCUUCUGAAGCUGUGGUGCCUCCUGAUAGUGGGACAAGAAAUGUAUCUGCUGAACCUAUGGUGCCUCCUGUUAGUAGGAGAAAAACGUUAAAUGCAGAGCGGUCCAAGACUAAAGGACUGGAGCGACUUAAGAGCCGGCAGUUCUAUCACUCCCGAACAUUGCAGCCAAUGACCUUUGAAGAAGUAAUUUCUAACGAGGAUAGCGAGAAUGAAACUGAUGAUGAUGCUUUAGAUCUUCAUGAACGCCUGAGAAUUGAACGUAUUCCAAAGUUGGGCAAAGAGCAAAAGCGAUACAUGUAUCUAUGGAACAUAUUAAUAAGAAAGCAAACGGUGGUCGCGGAUGGACAUGUUCCUUGGGCAUGUGAAGAGUUUACAAAACUUCACAAGGAAGAGAUGAAAAGUUCGUCAAUUUUUGAUUGGUGGUGGAGAAGGUUUAGGAUUCACCUGUGGAGUCAAGGCCUUAUAUGCGCCAAAACCUUUAACAACUGCACAACUAUCAUCCUCCAGAAGGACAAGAACUCGGAAGAAGCAGGACCAUCCAACUCUCACCAUCCUGCUAAUGCCAACACACAACAAUCCAUGGAAGCAGGACCAUCCAACUCUCACAAUCCUGCUAAUGCCAACACACAACAAUCAAUGGAAGCAGGACCAUCCAACUCUCACCAUCCUGCUAAUGCCAACACACAACAAUCCAUGGAAGUUGAUGCAUAACAACAGUGACCAUAUGGAGAAGGAGAAGUUCAGACUGCCAUAGCUAUCUGGUUUUAUUUCGUUUCUUAUAAACCUACAGUGUCGUGAACUUUUAGUUUAA